Molecule: messenger RNA, 1581 nt
Organism: Blepharisma stoltei
Lineage: Eukaryota; Ciliophora; Heterotrichea; Heterotrichida; Blepharismidae
Source: the annotation of a GenBank genome assembly
AUGUCAACGCCGGGUGCUUACAAAGCCGGGGCGAACCCUCAACCCCGUGGCAAAGUUGGAAAAGUGGGAAAAGCAGCUCCUGCACCUCCAGUCAGAGGAAAAGCUGCAACAGAUACAAAGCAUACCCCUAAAGAUGCUAAAGAAAUGUUUUUAAAGCGAGUUCAGCUGUGCAGCAUAACUUAUGAUUAUUCUGAUGACAAUAAAGAUGUUAAAGCCAAAGCAGAGAGAAAUGCAGCUUUGCAAGACUUAAGAGAAUUUUUAAAUGACUCAAAAAAUGUUGCUCAAUAUGUAAUCCCUCAUUUGGAUCUUGUAAUUGACAUGAUCAAGAAAAAUAUUUUCAGACCACUCCCUAUGGACAAAAAAGGCGGAGAUAAACUAGGCCCAGGUGAAGCUGGCGCUGAAGGUGGCGACGAAGAUAUAGUGAUUGAUCCAGCAUGACCACACUUACAAGGAGUUUACGAAUUCUUUUUUGAACUGAUCAUUUGUGAGGCAACUGAUGUGAAAAGCCUAAAAGUCUUUAUUACCCCCAGCUUUAUUCAAGAUUUUCUGCAGCUUUUUGAUAGUGAAGAGCCUAGAGAAAGAGAUUAUUUAAAAAAUAUUUUACAUAGGCUCUACGCAAAGUUAGUACCACGCAGGAAAAUGAUAAGAAAAGCUAUAAAUGACUCAUUUUUAACUAUGAUACAUGAAACUCAAAGAUUCAAUGGAGCCAGCGAACUUUUGGAUAUUUUAGCAUCAAUUAUCAGCGGUUUUGCAGUCCCUCUGAGAGAAGAGCAUGUAGUUUUCUUUAAAGUGAUCAUGAUUCCUCUGCAUAAAGUCCAGACUUCCCAUAUUUUCCAUGAGCAGCUUCUCAGAUGUUCGAUGCUUUUCUUAAGCAAGGAUCAUGCUUUAGCAAUCCCACUAGUAGAAGGGCUAUUAAGAUAUUGGCCAUUUGGGAACUCUGUUAAAGAAACUUUAUAUUUGACUGAGCUUCAAGAAGUUUUAGAAGUAUGUGAGUUGGCAAAGCUUGAACCGCUUAUUCCGAAACUGUUUAAAAGGCUUGUUAGGUGUAUUUCAGGACCUCAGCUUCAAGUUGCAGAUCGUGCUAUGUGUUUCUUUGAAAAUGAUUAUUUCUUAGUCCUCUUAUUAAAUGAUGCUUUAUAAAGGCAAGGGAAAUUAUUUAUUAUUAUUCAUUUUUUUUAUCUAAUGGGAGAAUUAGGUAUUUUACGUACCUUUAAACAAGUCACUUUUCCUAUGGUUGUUCCAGUCAUUGUAGAACUAGCAGAAACUCACUGGCAUAAAAUUUUGCAAGAAUCGUUAAAUGCAUUAAAAGUAAUUUUGAAAGAAAUAGACCCUGUAGCGUUCGAUAGAGCUCUUCAAACUGGAUCAAGAGACUUGGCAAGAUCAAACUCUUUAAGUACCAUGCAUAAUUUGCCUGCAAGAGCUACUGUUGAAGCAAAAUGGGAUGCAUUGGCUGCAAGGGCUAAAGCCAUCGAUCCAAAAUUCAAAUCACCCCUAGUUCCUUAUAUAGAUUCUCAUGUAGUUGGGCUGAAUAAUAUGAAUGGGAUAGCACUUUCAAGCCAAAAUUUAAUUCCACCAGCUUAG